Molecule: messenger RNA, 3623 nt
Organism: Cajanus cajan (pigeon pea)
Lineage: Eukaryota; Viridiplantae; Streptophyta; Magnoliopsida; Fabales; Fabaceae
Product: protein LONGIFOLIA 2
Biological process (GO): regulation of monopolar cell growth
Source: RefSeq, a predicted model, not a curated record
CUCUUACGUAAUGUAAUUAAAAGAUUGUCUCUACUUCUUAUACCAUAUUCUAAGCAACCUGUUUUUCAACAUUUGCCUCUCAUAUAUAAUAAUUACAACACCUCAAUUCCUCUCUCACACAACACAACACACUCUGGCCUCUGCAGCAGUUGAGAAACAAAAAACAAAAGCGAUUCCUUUUAUUCUGUGGGCAAACCCAGAAGAAUUUAACAAAACAUCUCUCUCCUUGGGUGGCUCAGUUUUCUCUCUUCAAUUUGUGCAUUGUUGGUCAAUAGAAGGUCCUGUUCAGAAUCACCUUUACAACUCAAAAUCUUUUGCUUCCGUUGAGCCCUGGAAACAUAAGAUCUCUCCUUCUUUAUUCAUUAGAGACAUGGUUGUUGUUGUUGCUGCUUAACAAUUCAGAGCCUUGUGUUGGAGUCUGCAAAGUUGAAGAAAAGAAAUGUCUGGAAAGGCUUUGAAAUCCUUGAAGGAUGAAAACCCAGAUUUACAGAAGCAAAUUGGAUGCAUCACUGGAUUUUUUCAGCUCUUUGACCGCCACCGUUUCAUCACAGGCCAAGGCACUAGUAGCUACAUUCAACACAAUACUUCAGUUGGAAGCGGUAAUGAAAUCAAAGAGCUCAAUGGUACAAUUCUGAAAGCUAAGGCAAAGAAUCUGAAGAAUGCCAGAGAAAAGCAACAAUUCUCCACAGAAUCAUCCAUAACUUCUUUGUCUUCAUCAUCUUGUUCAUCUAGCAUGUCUUCCCUCGAGUUUAACAGAACAAUUCAGACACAAUCCCCAUCAAGAAAUCAUAUCAAAAUUCAUGAAAACACAAAUCCAAAAGUAGCAAAGAAGCAACUUGAUACGCCAUGCCAGCAAUCACCAGAUUUCCAUCAUAUUGUCAAAGACUCGAUGCAUAAGGAAGCUCAAGGAUUGUCUCUGAAAACUGUGGUUAAAGAGGAAAAGAAGGCUCACACUAAUGUCUUGAAACAUAUAGACUCCCCUAGGCCUUUGAGGUCACACAGAUCCUUCAAUGAAGGGCAUACAGUUUCCAGUGAACUAUCACACCCUCUUGCCAAGUCCAAGAAAACACCUUGGGACUCGCCGCGACUCUCUUAUGACGACACAUUCAAAUCUGCCACAAAGCAUAAGGAACUUCCAAGGCUUUCCUUGGACAGCAGAGAAGGGUCCAAUAAAGGUUUCAAUGAAGGAAACAAGUUGAAGGGUUCACAUAAAGGGUAUGGGAGAAACUCUAGCACAAUGAUCAACCAGCCUCAUGAACCAGAAACUUCCAAAAGAUCUUCCAGUCUUGUAGCUAAGUUGAUGGGACUUGAAGCCCUCCCAGAGUGCACACAAACUUGUGGGGGUCCAAUGGGAACACCUAAUUGCCCUAUCAAAAAGAAUGAGCUCUUGGGAAGAUCUAGCACAAGUGAUGAAGACAAGCAACACCAAAGAUUCACCUUGCCUCAGUCUAGAAAGGCUGAUUCAAUCACAAAUGUGACACCAUAUUCGCGAUUUUCACUAGAAUCAUCUCUGUGGAGGCAACCUGAUGCAAGCCAAAGCUCUCAAUUACAAGCUUCCAAGGGAAGUGAAUCUGUCACAAAAGCCUCAAAGCCCUCUCUCACUGUAUAUGGGGAAAUUGAGAAAAGAGUGGCGGAACUCGAGUUCAAGAAGUCUGGAAAGGAUCUCAGAGCCCUUAAACAGAUUCUUGAAGCAAUGCAAAGACAUAAAGAUUCAUUAGAUAUUGCUGGAGAUCAGGCUUCAAAUUCCCCAUCUGACAAUAGCAAUAGUACCAGUCUCAAUGAAAGCUCAAAACUACAAAGCCCAAGAGGACCACAAAAAGACAUGGUAUCUGUCACAAUUGACUUGUCAAAUUCAACCCGCGGUAGUAAAUUACCAAUUGUCAUCAUGAAACCAGCAAAAGUUACUAGAAAACACAAUAAUCCUUCUUCUACAGAAUUGCCAAUUCAUGGUAAAUCUGGUCUCAGCAGGUGUUCUUCUAAUCAUCCCACAAAUGGAAGAUUGAUUCAGAAGCAAACUGCUAAAGUUAACAGUUCAACAACAAAAAGCAUCAAGGAUCAUUUUGGUCAACAAGUUCUUUCAUCAGAUAAAAAUAAUAACAUAAGAACUUCAAAGUCGAUGCAAUCCUUGAAAGUUCCUCAAGACAGAAGUGAAGAAAGUACCACCAACUCCGGUUAUAUAACAGUGACUGGGAGCCCCAGAUUACAAAAGAAGUAUGGUUUGGAUAGGCGUUCGCAACCAAUUAGUCCAUCAUCAGAUUCCAGGAUUAACAGAAGAGAGCACAAUAGGCAACCUAUGGAAUUGUCUUCUCCAAGUACAACACCGAGACAUAAUAAGUUCUCGACUUCGCAGCAAAGAAAUGAACGCAUCAGUGAGAUCAGCUGUCACUGGAGGGAUUUUAAGCAUCAUCUUAAUGUCAUUUCGGAUUUUGACGACAAAAGCUCAGCCAGUCAUAGUGAGGCUGAAUUCAUUCGCAUUGAUCAAUCCGGAAAGAUCAUUAACACCUCCAUCCAGAAUGCAUUUGAAGAUCUGAGGAAGGAACUAUCCAAGGCUGAGGCAACAGUCACUGCAGAACAACCAAGUCCUGUGUCUGUUCUUGAUGCAGCAUUCUAUAGGGAAGAUCCACCAUCUCCAGUGAAAAAGAAAUCAGACAACUCAAAAAAAUUGUGUGAAGCUUUAAGCACUGAUGAUGAUAGUGAACAGAACUCGGUGGAAAUUCAAGAAAUUGACUGGUUUGAUGAGAAAUUCAUCAAUUUCAAUAACAUUAAGGAUCCUGACCACAAGUACAUAUCAGAAAUACUGUUAGCAUCAGGUCUUCUCAGUGGCCACAGCCCUAGCCAGAUAUUUCAUUCACCGGGUCACUUGAUUAAUCCAAACUUGUUCUUUGAACUUGAACAAAUGAAGAAAAAGAUGAGGCAUUUUGAUGAUGAAGUCAGUGCCACGAAGAUUCCCAGAAUGCAAAGAAAACUCAUAUUUGAUGUUGUAAAUGACAUUUUAGUUCAAAAACAGAUAUUGCACAGUUCUUCUGCAUCAACACUAAAAGGGAAGCAGCUUCUGGAUGAGCUAUGCACAGAAAUAGAUCAGUUGCAAGCUCAAAAUGGGAAUGUGAGCAUAGUGCAUGAGGAUGAGGAUUUGAAGCAUCACCAUGCAAUUUGGACUAACUGCUGCAGUGAGGUACCAAAUAUUGUGUUGGAUAUUGAACGUUUGAUCUUUAAAGAUUUGGUAAAUGAGGUUGUGAGAGGUGAUGUUGCAAAGCAUCGUACACAUUGCAGGCAACUGGUGUUUCCCAAGUAGUAAUUUUGGCUAUUAUGCAGUUUGAGGGAAAAAAAAUAUAUCUAGCUCUAGUCUUUCAUUUAUUUAUUUUUGUUGCCCAGAGUAUUCUUCGGCCGAGAGAGACUAAUUGAGUUACACAUGAAUCAUUUAUAGUCUUUCAUAUAUUACCUUUCUAAUCUAGCUACACAUGAUAUAGUUUGGUGGGGGCAAUUAGCUACAUAUUAGGCCGUUUUCACUUGUUUUGAAUAAAUUGUUGUCUUUCUUCAUGUAUUUAUAGUCGGUCUUCGUAAAUACAUGAAGAAAUACAGAUAAACGUAUAUCAUUAUCGACUUUCACAGGCUGUUGAAAAUAU